CUUUGUAGCGCGAGCAAGUUUUGAAACUUUCUGCCGCGUUAAUAGUAAACUAAAUCUGGCCCUUCAGAAAGGUCUGAGGGGUUCAAGCACACAACACUACAUUCUUCGAGCCUUUGCCGUCACAACUCUGCAUGAUUGCAUGGUCGUCCCCUCUUUCCGUUACUAUAUAUUGGCCGUGAAUUCUGUGUGAGAGGUAGUUUCGGCCAAUCCAGUAGUAUAGGAGUGGGGGUGGGAGAGCGGAUCCAGGUUUUAAAAUGAGGAUGAUGCCUUUUAUGUGUUUGGAAAGAUAACUCAGGGAGCGACUUGAAAGAAUAAAAUCUGAGGGGGGGCCAAGUUUGUUUGUUUGUUUUUUCCCCUAACUGGAGACUCAGGGAGACUGUGCUGAACUAAGGAUACAGGGGACACCUGCACAAGCUUUGGAUUUUGCCCUGCAACAUCUGAAAGGUACCAUCCAGACACCUGAAGUGCUCUCUCCCAAAUUUGCAUUCCUGCACAUUGAAAGUAUUUCUGCCUCCAAAAAUAAAUAUUUAGAAUUGCCAUGGAAGCAGGCUAUGAGCCAAGGGGAAGGCAGAGGACAGAAAUGAGUGUGCUCCCAAGCUUUCCUGGUGGUAUAUGGCAUUCUCCAAAGUGCUAUGCACGCGCUGCUCCUGACCAAGAAGACCCAAGGGGGCCAUCUCUGAAAUCAAGUCCAGAUGAAGAACUGAGAGGAAACAAGUGAGUAUGGUUUUCGCUCACAGAAUGGAUAACGGCAAGCCGCCCUUGGUUAUUCCCACACUGCUGGUGCCCCUGCAAAACCACAGCUGUGCGGAAACAGCCUCCGCCCUGCCACGCCACGAGCGGACGGCAUUCCACGAGGAGCGCGGCUGGAGGAGCAACACAACAGACCUGCAGCCUGGGCUGAAACCUGGCGAAGUGGCCACAGCCAGCAUUUUCUUUGGGGCCCUGUGGUUGUUUUCUGUCUUUGGCAAUUCCCUGGUUUGCUUGGUCAUCCACCGGAGUAGGAGGACUCAGUCCACCACCAACUACUUUGUGGUCUCCAUGGCAUGCGCCGACCUUCUCGUCAGCGUGGCCAGCACGCCUUUCGUCCUGCUUCAGUUCGCCACUGGCAGGUGGACGCUGGGCAGCGUGAUGUGCAAGGUUGUGCGCUAUUUCCAGUAUCUCACCCCUGGCGUCCAGAUCUAUGUUCUCCUCUCCAUCUGCAUAGACCGGUUCUACACCAUUGUCUAUCCCCUGAGCUUCAAGGUGUCCCGAGAGAAAGCCAAGAAAAUGAUCGCGGCUUCGUGGAUCUUCGAUGCCGCCUUUGUGACUCCCGUGUUCUUUUUCUUUGGCUCCAGCUGGGACGAUCACUGCAACUAUUUCUUCCCUUCCUCCUGGGAAGGGACUGCCUAUACCAUCAUCCAUUUCUUGGUGAGCUUCGUCAUGCCCUCUGUCCUCAUCAUCUUGUUUUACCAGAAGGUCGUGAAGUACAUUUGGAGAAUAGGCACUGAUGGCCGAACAGUGAGGAGGACCACGAACAUUGUCCCAAGGACAAAAGUGAAAACGAUCAAGAUGUUCCUCAUUUUAAAUCUGUUGUUUUUGCUCUCCUGGCUGCCUUUCCAUGUGGCUCAGCUGUGGCACCCCCAUGAACGAGACUCUAAGAAAAGUUCCCUUGUUUUCACAGCUAUCACGUGGAUAUCCUUUAGUUCUUCGGCCUCUAAACCUACGCUGUAUUCCAUCUAUAAUGCCAAUUUCAGGAGAGGAAUGAAAGAGACUUUUUGCAUGUCCUCAAUGAAAUGUUACCGAAGCAAUGCCUAUACUAUCACAACCAGUUCAAGGAUGGCCAAAAAAAACUACGUUGGCAUUUCAGAAAUUCCUCCCACGGCCAAAACUAUAACCAAAGACUCGAUCUAUGAUUCAUUUGACAGAGAAGCCAAGGAAAAAAAGCUUGCUUGGCCCAUUAAUUCAAAUCCACCAAAUACUUUUGUGUAAUUUCGCAGAAUUCUUUUAGUUAUUGUUAUGUG
Messenger RNA from Callorhinus ursinus (northern fur seal), 2000 nucleotides. The record is from RefSeq and is a predicted model, not a curated record. Lineage: Eukaryota; Metazoa; Chordata; Mammalia; Carnivora; Otariidae.